CUUGACUGCUCAUGGCCCAAGGCCAUGAAGAGCCCAAUAAAAGCCAGAGCUCAAGAACAACAACCCAGAUCCAAGGCUUCUUUUCUACUGCCCAGCCAUGAAGCUCCUUUUUCCUCUUGUUGCCAGCCUCAUGCUACAGUAUCAGGUGAAAUCAGAAUUUGUGGUCGUGAAAAGAUGUAUAAUGGGCUUUGGGAAAUGCAAAGACAGCUGCUUUGCUGACGAAAUUGAGAUACAGAACUGCAAAUCCAAAAAAUGCUGCAUUGGCCCCAAAGUGACUGAACUGAUUAAAAGCUACCUGCGACACGAAAUACCCCACAUACCUGACAAGGACAUCGUGGAGAUGCUGAGGAGUGAAAAGAAUUCCAGAGAAGAAACGCGAAGGAAGCACACCUUAGCUGCACUCUCCGAAAUCCAAGAUGCCAGCCCUUUGCUCGGUAUCAACUCUGAAGUUGUCCCAAAAGCCUCCCCUGUGAAGCUUGUCACCUCUAGGACUGGGAGGCGUGGCUUGGGCGGUACUGUUUCCACCAAGAGGCACAUGAAACCAAUCAGGGGUUCUGCCAGUGUUGCCCCUCAGCCCAGACCUGGACCACCUUAA
Phodopus roborovskii (desert hamster) is the source of this 595-nucleotide messenger RNA. It is a transcript of the gene Defb129, whose product is annotated as defensin beta 129. Gene Ontology annotation, biological process: innate immune response. Bases 98 to 595 code for a protein of 165 amino acids. The record is from RefSeq and is a predicted model, not a curated record. Gene Ontology annotation, cellular component: extracellular region. The transcript has 2 exons. Lineage: Eukaryota; Metazoa; Chordata; Mammalia; Rodentia; Cricetidae.